Moneuplotes crassus is the source of this 490-nucleotide messenger RNA. The record is from the annotation of a GenBank genome assembly. Lineage: Eukaryota; Ciliophora; Spirotrichea; Euplotida; Euplotidae.
AUUUUAUGACAAAAGCUAAUGUUUAAGAGCAAUCUGGAGCAAUUAUAUCCAUCAUUGUCACUACUCUUGAGACAGGAUACUCAGUGGAAGAGGUCUUAAUAUUCAUAGCACCUUGACUACUUUCAACACCUUGAUGAUUCUUAGAAGUACUCUUAAUUUGUAUUAUUUUUUCAGCAGAUCAGUUAUUUCAUUUUGAAUCAAAGAUCUAGCCUGAUUUUGAGGGCUUUACCCCUUCUUCAAAGAUAUGCAUCUUUGAGGAGGUUGUCGACCAUCAACUUCUGAUGGUGAAACAUCUCCCCAAUUCGAAAUUUCAAACCCUUCUGGCCUUUUAUUUAUAUCCAGACUUGAGCUGAAUUGAAAUCCACUCAUAUUCUUCUCCAGAUUAGGAGAUGUGUUGAUGCUAGAGACAGAGACAUCUUCAUCAAGAAAUUCUUCUGAUAAAUAUUCAUUUAUUUUUGGAAAGCUAAUCAUAUUAUUAAUGUAUUAUUAA